This is a messenger RNA of Notothenia coriiceps (black rockcod), 3872 nucleotides long. Its product is annotated as vang-like protein 2. The transcript has 7 exons. Lineage: Eukaryota; Metazoa; Chordata; Actinopteri; Perciformes; Nototheniidae. The record is from RefSeq and is a predicted model, not a curated record. Gene Ontology annotation, cellular component: membrane. Bases 372 to 1625 code for a protein of 417 amino acids. Gene Ontology annotation, biological process: multicellular organism development.
CGGGGCGCACGGUGCUACGGCUGAGUGGAAAGAAAGUGGAAAGUGAGAAAAUACCUGAAUGGACAAUCUACACUAAGUCCCAUCCACCUCAGCUCUCCUGCAGCGUCUCUCCCGCCCACCGUCCACUCUCCCCCCUCUCCUCUCUCUAGCCUCCCCCUCCGCCCCGCCUCCCUUCUCCUGCUCCCCCCUCGUCGACCUCCAAGAUAGAUUCCCUCAGGAGUAAGGUUGACCUGCUCAAGCUUCCCCUGGCUCUCUCCACCAAGUCCAUCUCUGAGCGUAAGGCCCAGCUGGGAGGAGUCGGAGAGUACCGCGUCCCGGGGGGAGGAGGAGGAGUCGGGGCUCGCAAAGUCUGCUCAGCGCCGACCAGAGACAUGGACAACGAGUCGCAGUACUCGGGAUACUCGUACAAGUCCUCGCACUCCAGGACCUCCCGCAAGCACAGGGAUCGGAGGGAUCGACACCGCUCAAAGAGUCGAGACGGCAGCAGUCGUGGAGACAAGUCGGUCACCAUCCAGACUCCUGGAGAGCCGCUGCUGGACGCAGAAUCCACCCGCGGAGAUGAGAGGGACGAUAACUGGGGCGAGACCACCACGGUCGUCACGGGCACCUCGGAGCACAGCAUCUCCAACGAGGACCUGACUCGCAUCACCAAAGAUCUGGAGGAGUCGACCCCGCUGGAGUGUAAGCGCUUCGUGGGCCCGGUCCUGGGGGGCGUCCUAAGCUUCUUCGCGCUCCUCACCCCACUCGCCUUCCUCAUCCUGCCGCAGGUGUUGUGGCGCGAGGCCCUGGAGCCCUGCGGGACGCCCUGCGAGGGCCUCUACGUCUCCCUGGCCUUCAAGCUGCUGGUGCUGCUCAUCUCCUCCUGGGCGCUGUUCCUCCGCCCGCCUCGGGCCACGCUCCCGCGCUUCUUCGUCUUCCGCUGCCUGCUCAUGGUGCUGGUGUUCCUGUUCGUGGCGUCCUAUUGGCUGUUCUACGGCGUGCGGGUGCUGGAGCCGAGGGAGAGGGACUACCGGGGGAUCGUGGAGUACGCCGCCUCGCUGGUGGACGCUCUGCUCUUCAUUCAGUACCUGGCUCUGGUGCUGCUGGAGGUCCGACACCUGCAGCCCGCCUUCUGCCUCAAAGUGGUGCGAAGUACUGAUGGAGCGAGCAAGUUCUACAACGUGGGACACCUCAGUAUCCAGCGGGCUGCAGUCUGGGUGUUGGACCGUUAUUACAGCGACUUCUCCGUCUUUAACCCCGCGCUGCUCAACCUGCCCAGAUCCAUCCUGUCCAAGAAGAUGACCGGCUUCAAGGUUUACUCUCUGGACGGUAAAUACAGCCUCUCCUCUGACUCUGUUUACUCACACACAACUAUGACGCCCAAGGCCUUCCUGGAGCGGUACCUGAGCCCCGGCCCCACGGUGCAGUACCAGCAGCAGAACGGCAGGGGGCGCCAGUGGACCCUGGUGAGCGAGGAGCCGGUGACCUCGGCCCUGCGUCAGGGUCUCAUCUUCUCCCUGCGGCGCCUCGACUUCUCCCUGGUCGUCACGGUGAUGCCGCUCCCCUUCCUGCGGCUCGGGGAGGAAUUCAUCGACCCGAAGAGCCACAAGUUCGUGAUGAGGCUUCAGUCGGAAACCUCGGUGUGAUGGAUGCUUCUUUUUUCCCACGGGACGGGACAUGGGGUCCACUCACAUCCAAUCACUUCCUGUCUGUGACACAGAAACCCUUGAAGGAGAGAGUGAACCCCUCCUGAUAUGAAACUGCUCAAUGAUUGUUCAAACCUGGAAUAAAACGAAUGCCUUCUGUAAGAGACUUUUUUUAUACAGGGGGUUUUUCUCCUCUCUUGGCUUCUCCUGUUGCUGUAACCACUGGACUACGACUUCACUGUGCUGACUCAACACCAGACGAGGGGGAUUACAUCACAUCUGUCACUUCCUCUUUCUCAAAAACAGAGCGCUCUGAAUGCUGCUGUACCUCUGCCUUCUGGUUCCCUCUCCAUGUACUGUUUCAAGAAUACAAGGACAGUUUUUAUAUUAAAGGGUGUGACUUCUUUUUUCUUUACUCACAGAAUGUAGCAUUAUGUUGCUUUGAAUUAACACGUGGCUUUUCCGCGGCCUGAAGGCCAACUUCUUUUUUAUGUGAAAAAUGGAAGUACAUUCCUCAGCUACUCCAAACUGUAUUUACAUGACUGUCUUAAUAUGCAGGUUCUCUUUAAAACACUACACUGGCAAUCCAACUUCCCUUUUACACAGAAGACUAAACCAAGACCCCAUUCACGCCUGUUAUUAACAAGCAGCCUUUAUAUGUAUAUCUUAUUUUCAUGAGGAUAUUAAAACCUGAUGUUAUUCAGAGUUUUACUUAAUGUCAAAAAGACCAGAAAACCAAGAGUGUGUUUCAACACUUUCAGUCUUUCCUACCCUGUCUGGAAGUAACAAGUUCCUUAUUUUAAAAACCCUAUACUUCAACAUAAAAGGCUAAUCCCUUGCCUUAAAGAACAGGGAACAAACAUGACUAAAUAAGGAGAAAAUUAAGCAUGUCCCAGGUACUAUUUUAAGUCGCUGACUAACAUGUCCUCAUGGGUAUUUACAGCAUAAGGAAGUGUAUGUUAACUUUCAGUGUCCAUUUCCGUGCCUGACUUUUUAUGGUUUUCGUGAACAGAUAACAUUUUCUCAGAGGAUGAAUUUACUAGCCAAGUAAUUCAGAUCCGCUCUAAACUUUACCGUGUUCUUCCUAGGCCCAUGAUUGACCUUUCCAACACGUUUCAUACAAAUGGGGCCUUAAGUUUUUCAGUAAACCUGCUGAAAGACUUACAAACUGAACAGCUUGUCAGAGACAUUUGGAAAGUCACCAGAAAACCAAAUCAUAUCAUAACAGAACACAUUGAGUCUAAAAAAAGCUAAAAAAAUCUUUUUAAUAAAAGGUUUUCUCUAAAGAUUGUGACUUGAUCAAAUUCAUCUGGCCGCCUUCUCUAAGUCAUGAGCAGUUUUUAAAAGCUUUCAAAAGUCAUGUAUCCUUUUGACUUUUGAAAACACAAUUUGUCAUAAGUCCCUGAGCUCUGCCUGUCCAAUUAAAUAUUUAUAUCCAAUCACAACGCAACAUUAGGACAUCAAGAGCUACAACUAAUGAAACUGUACAUAAAUGCAAAGACUUGUGAGUCUGUCUUUCUGCAGAUUCAGGUGACGUGUCAACAGGUUUAAAUGAGGUCUUGGUUUAUUCCAGUCUUCUUAACAAUCCAUACAUGUGAACUCAGUCUUGAGCACACAGCUGUAGUUCAACUCAGCUGCUUUCUGUUUUUUUUUUAUCAUGCAUUUUCACAAAAAUCCCAAAUCAGACGUGUGAUUGUAACUCUUCUGUGCAGCUCCUCUGCUCACACACACACACACACACACACACACACACACACACACACACACACACACACACACCGAGCUGCUCCAUCCCACGGCCUUACUCUUCCUCCUCUAGGACCUAAAACACUCUGUAACACCAAAACACUCCUGAAGCUGAGACGUGCGGCGAUCCGUUGAAUCUACCUACAGUUUGCUGAGCCAAAACAUGACCGGCGGUUUGCUUUUCAAGAGAAAAUGUGGUUUAAAAAAGCCAUUUUAAAUUCCUAACAGCAAACACACGGCUGACAUUUCCCCCGAGUGACCACAUUCUAUAAAACAAACAUGCAUGCUUGAGUUGUUUCAAUACUUUUUUGUAAUACUUUUCUAUCAUUUUGAUGGUGCCUAAGUUAUGACGAUGCAAUUUCCCCGAUGUUUUUACUUUUGAAAAACAAGUGGCUUGUACAAAUUUUGUAGAUUUGGUCUUGUAUUUUCUUUCUCUUUUGGUAACUGUAGCUUGUAUAGUGUCAUAGGCCUUUUUCCACUAUUAAACCAUUUUAUUCCUUA